UGCGUCACUACUACUUGCACUGCGAUUGUCUUCACAAGGCAUCUGUCUCAAUCUCAUCGUCUUCGCAUAAACACUGGCGUUUGUACUUGCACACAACCUGUUGGACGGCACCACCUUUGCCUUCGGUCAUCAGCAUUACAAUCUCCAUCCGCCACUGCAACCAGCCAAAUUUCGACCUUCGCCACUCAGACUGUAGUUGCCCGUUCUGCGCAUGAUCCGUACUCUCUGCUGAGCUGCACGGUUCUCCGCUUUUCUAUACCACCACAUCCUCUCCUUCUGUUGACAGCCCGACUAGGCGCGAGGUACAGUCAUCAUGCUCGCGAGGCAACGACUGCUGCGUCGAUGUUCUGAGCGGGUUUGUCGAGCACCGACAUGCAACCAAUUGCAGGCAGGCACGUCCAGAAGCGUCUCGCUGGGAAUGGCCCAGAGCGCCCAAUCAUUUGUGACGCAGAGUCGUCGCAUUCACUCCAGUGCCGAAGCGUUGGCGCCACCUGCUGACGGUUCAGCUCAGGCAGGCUCGCAUCGUUCAUCGCAAUCGCAACCAUUCUUGGAUCUGAGACCCUUCGCCCAAAAGUCCACCACCCGCUUGCCCACUCCCCUUCCAGGCUACCUCAAUGACCGUUAUAACGCAGCACUCAGGCUCCGUGCCAAAGGAACUGCGGGGGGCGAUCCCGAGCUGGAUAGAGCGACGCUCAAGGCGCUCAGGGAGCACAAUCAGUAUUUCAUACCGAGCAGCAACUUGGAAAAUCUGGGCGUGCUGGAAGCGUGCAUCGCGUCCGGCUUGAUCGAACGAGGGGCGAAGCUGUUCGAGGAUAUGCGCAUCACGGACGAUGUCAAGUUGGAUGGCGAUGAUAGUCGCGGUCCAGCUCAGCGGUCUUCCACUCUGGACAUCGGCCUCUACAACACUAUGCUGAGCUCCUAUCUCGACAAGGCCUGCAAGGUAGACAGCCGCGAAGAGCAAUCUCGAUGGGCUUCGACCGCCCUCGCAUUGUUCACAGAUAUACACACCGGCUCGCGUGGCGCUCCUGCCCCAAACGCCGCUACGUAUGCCGCUACGCUGCACGGCUUUGCCUUGGUUGCUCGAGGAGGGCCACAAACGCGCAGACCGGAUGUGGUCGAGGUGCUGCGCUCUGCACGUAGCUCCAGGAUACCCCUGAGCGACAUCUUCAGUCCAGCCAUGUUUGCACAUGUGGCUCUCAACUGGAGCUCCACAGACUCUUUGACGCCUUCUGAUGCCAUCAAUGUCCUGGUUUCGAUCGCCAGCUCACACGGCGAGGAGAGCAUCGUUGAAGAGCUGCUUCAGCUCCGUGACCAGCUGGACGGCGAUGACAGUGGGCAACAUCUGGCAGAAGACGCUUCAAGACGCGAUCCCAAUCUCGAGGAGCUGGAACCAACGCGUUCUCCCUCGAAAGAUGCGGAGGGAGAUCAGAACGACAUUCUCUUCAACCUCCGUCUCCUAAAAGAAAAUCUGUCGGCAGUGAGCGAGGCCAGAGCCCGCCACUCGAGCGCACUCGCGCGCCAGAGGUGGCUCGAGGAAAGCGCUUUCGAAUCUGCGAGGAAGCGAUUGGAGCAUGCGGCACAACAAUUGGAAGAGCUGGGUCUGAGUCACACUUCCAAGCUAAAACAGCGAACGCUUCAAGCGUGGAUGUGGUCCUGGUACCAAGAACUCUCAAAGGUAAUCGAAGAAGACCUUACCCGUAUAGAGAAGAAUCUCAAGAAAUCGUCGACCAAGAGGGCACGGAGAAAGUCUGAGGGCGAGACUGCUCUCACAGAGGAAGACGUAGCUGCGAGAGCGCCUGAACGAGGGUUCAUCUCGUCGAACAGAGUCUCCGUUCCUAGCCUUGAGCUUACCAUGCUCCCCUUUCUGCGCACUCUACCGGUCAAGAAGCUGGCGCUGAUCCCCAUCCUGGAGAUCAUGCGCAUGCAAAGUGGCACGCAAGCCUUCGAUGGCAUGAAGACUACCCGCGUCUUGUUGUCCGUUGGUCGCGCCAUCGAGCACGAAUACUUCAGCGAGCGUCGUCAAAAGUACAAUCGAUUACGGCAGCGUCAUGGCGCCGAAGAUUAUAAACCUAUUUCGGAGGAUGCGUUGGCAGAGACACAGUGGUCGCAGCAGACGAGAGCACGCGUGGGCAGCUACUUGGUCCAGCAUCUGAUGCAGGUCGCUAAAGUGCCUCGCUCCGCUCGAGACAGGAAUGGUCGGCUGUGGGAAGAAAGUCAGCCUGCAUUCUAUGCGGCGUACCAGUACGUUGCUGGCAAAAAGCUCGGCGUCAUUCGACUAAACGAUGCGCUGCUGGAGAGGCUGGACAAGGACUCGAUCGCGGACAGCGUACAUCCCAGACAUCUUCCCAUGCUCGUGCCGCCACGGCCCUGGACGCAUCACAAUGAUGGAGGCUACCUCCACUCGCGCAGCUACGCAAUGCGUUUCAAAGACAGCGCCGAGCAAGCCGAGUAUUUCAGGGAGGCGGACGAGCGGCAAGAACUGAGCGUCCUGCUGGCAGGUUUGGACGCACUUGGUCAAACUGCGUGGCGCAUCAACGAGUCCAUCUUCGAAGCCGUGACUAAAGUUUGGAACUCUGGCGAGGCAAUUGCGGACAUUCCGCCCGCUGCACAUCCGCUUCCUGAGCCUGAGAAACCCGACAAUUACGACUCUACCGACAUGUCAGCCAAAAAGGAGUACAUUUGGAAGUUGAAGACUUGGAAUGCUCAGCGCUCCAACCUUCACUCCCAAAGAUGCGAUGUCAAUUACAAACUCGAAAUAGCCAGAGCCUUUAUUGGAGAGAGAUUCUACUUUCCCCACAACAUGGACUUCCGUGGUCGAGCAUACCCUAUACCACCGCUCUUUAAUCACAUCGGCAACGACUUGUGCCGUGGUCUGCUCCUAUUUGACAUCGCCAAGCCUCUUGGUAAGCAGGGCUUGCGCUGGCUGCGCAUUCAUUUAGCCAACGUUUACGGAUACGACAAGGCCAACUUCCUGGAGCGCGAGCAAUUUGCUCUCGAGCACGAGAAGGAGAUCCGCGCUGCGGCCAAUGAUCCGCUGAGCGAAGAAGGCAAAUGGUGGCGAAACGCCGACGAUCCCUGGCAGUGUUUGGCGGCGUGCAUCGAGCUUGUCAAAGCGUACGACAAUCCAGAUGGGCCCGAAGCGUUCGAAAGUCGUCUGCCCGUACAUCAAGACGGAACUUGCAAUGGACUGCAGCAUUACGCGGCGCUGGGUGGUGACCUGCAAGGAGCUCAGCAGGUCAACCUGUCCGGCGGUGAGCGGCCAUCUGACGUUUACACUGGUGUUGCGACCCUGGUCAUGAAGCAAAUCGACCGCGAUGCUGCCGAUCCCACAAGUCCUCAUCAACAUCUAGCUCAGAUGCUGCAGGGCAAGGUCACCCGCAAGGUGGUCAAGCAAACUGUGAUGACCACCGUAUACGGGGUCACCUUCAUCGGCGCAAAGAACCAGAUUCACAAGCAAUUGGCGGAUAGGAACGACACGCCGAUCUCCCAUCGAUAUGCCUGUGCAACUUAUCUGGCUUCAGGGGUGCUCGCAUGCAUUGGCGAUCUCUUCAAGGGCGCCGAGUCUAUUCAACACUGGCUGACACAGAGCGCCAAGUUGAUUGCUCGAAGCAUUCCACCCUACCGGGUCAAGUCCGCUGCGAUCGACCCCAAAGACGUCACUACGUCGAAGCGCCAAAUGAAGGAGCAAAUGACAGCGGUCAUUUGGUCAACGCCCCUCAACUUGCCGGUCGUCCAGCCGUACCGAAAGCUGGAAAAGAAGCAGGUGUCGACAUCGAUGCAAAGCGUCUUCAUCACCGAUCCCAACAGAGCUUCGGAAGUGCAUCCCGCCAAGCAAGCCAGCGCCUUCCCGCCAAACUUCAUUCAUUCUCUGGACGCCACACACAUGUUCCUCACUGCACUGGAGUGCUCCACGCGCGACCUGGUCUUUGCGAGCGUGCACGACUCUUACUGGACUCAUGCUUGCGACAUUGACACGAUGAGCGACAUUAUUCGCGAUACCUUUGUCAGAUUACAUUCCAGUGACAUUCUGCCAAAGCUGCGCGAAGAUUUCUUGUCUCGGUAUGCCGGCUACAUGGUGCCAAUUCAGGAUUACAGGCAACUGAUGAGGACCAAAGGCUCAAAAAGUCUGGGCGAGAGCCGUAAAAAAGACACAGUCUCUGCACUAGGGGUCACAGCGACCAGCAAGACUGCAGACGUCACUUCGGCCGUCUCAGAUGCCAUCGACACGACAGAUGCGGAGCUUGACGCUGAUGUUCCAGAAGAUGGAGCGGCAGACUCGGAAGUCGUCGAGAAAGCAGAGAGCGAUAGCGAGCUGGAGGAAUCGCAGCCCGAGACGAGCAGCGAGCAGUCGUCGGGCUUUUUGGCUCUUGCCGACAUCUUGCCUCCUCUGCCGCAAAAGGGUGCUUUUGACGUCAACGAAAUUAGGCGCUCCUUGUAUUUCUUCUCAUAAGCUGACAGCGGAUCUUGCAGCCACAUUGAUGUAAUCUAGAUUUUGCAAUCAAUCCGGCUCGAACGAUGCACUGAAGGCGCUCACUGCGAGGCACGACAAUGUUCAUACACGUGCUAGUUUGGAAG
This is a messenger RNA of Ceraceosorus guamensis, 4575 nucleotides long. RefSeq names its product DNA/RNA polymerase. Gene Ontology annotation, molecular function: DNA-directed RNA polymerase activity; mitochondrial promoter sequence-specific DNA binding. The transcript has 5 exons. The record is from RefSeq and is a predicted model, not a curated record. Gene Ontology annotation, cellular component: mitochondrial DNA-directed RNA polymerase complex. Gene Ontology annotation, biological process: mitochondrial transcription. Bases 419 to 4450 code for a protein of 1343 amino acids. NCBI's taxonomy places the organism in Eukaryota, Fungi, Basidiomycota, Exobasidiomycetes, Ceraceosorales, Ceraceosoraceae.